Chrysemys picta bellii (western painted turtle) is the source of this 4044-nucleotide messenger RNA. It is a transcript of the gene PPM1A, whose product is annotated as protein phosphatase, Mg2+/Mn2+ dependent 1A. The record is from RefSeq and is a predicted model, not a curated record. Gene Ontology annotation, cellular component: cytosol; nucleus. Gene Ontology annotation, molecular function: magnesium ion binding; protein serine/threonine phosphatase activity; manganese ion binding. NCBI's taxonomy places the organism in Eukaryota, Metazoa, Chordata, Testudines, Emydidae. Gene Ontology annotation, biological process: positive regulation of canonical Wnt signaling pathway; negative regulation of canonical NF-kappaB signal transduction; peptidyl-threonine dephosphorylation.
GGCGGGCGGCGCUGGGCUCGAGGCAGGGCGAGAGCGAGCGGGGUGGGGGCGGGAGGGAGGGGGGAUGGAGCUCUUGGUUCCCCCCUGGCCAGAGAGCCGCUCUCCGCAGCUGCCUGUGAAUGAACUGAAGCGAGGCCGCCGGCCCGCCGGCCCAGCCCCGCCGCGGAUCCCUCCCUACGCCGGCCCCCUCGGAGCGCAGAGCGCGGCCCUGCCCUCCCUCCGCUCCCCGGAGAGCCGGUGCCUUUGGCCGCCGCCGCCGCGGGAACUGAAGGAACAAGUCAUCAUGGGAGCAUUUUUAGACAAGCCAAAGAUGGAGAAGCAUAAUGCCCAAGGGCAGGGUAAUGGGCUACGUUAUGGGCUAAGUAGUAUGCAAGGUUGGCGAGUUGAGAUGGAGGAUGCACAUACAGCUGUUAUUGGUUUGCCAAAUGGACUUGAUGGAUGGUCAUUUUUUGCGGUAUAUGAUGGGCAUGCUGGAUCCCAGGUUGCCAAAUACUGCUGUGAGCAUUUAUUAGAUCACAUCACAAGCAACCAGGAUUUUAAAGGGUCCGAUGGACCACCCUCUGUGGAAAGUGUAAAGAGUGGAAUCAGAACAGGUUUUCUGCAAAUUGAUGAACAUAUGAGAGUAAUCUCUGAGAAGAAACAUGGUGCAGAUAGAAGCGGGUCAACAGCGGUGGGUGUCAUGAUUUCUCCUCAACACACUUACUUCAUCAACUGUGGAGACUCAAGAGGUUUACUUUGUAGAAACAGGAAGGUUCACUUCUUCACACAAGAUCACAAACCAAGUAAUCCACUGGAGAAAGAGCGUAUACAGAAUGCAGGUGGUUCUGUAAUGAUUCAACGUGUGAAUGGCUCUCUUGCUGUGUCUAGAGCUCUUGGGGACUUCGAUUACAAAUGUGUCCAUGGGAAAGGCCCUACAGAGCAACUUGUCUCACCUGAGCCUGAAGUUUAUGAAAUUGAGAGAUCAGAAGAAGAUGAUCAGUUUAUCAUACUGGCUUGUGAUGGUAUCUGGGAUGUUAUGGGAAAUGAAGAGCUCUGUGACUUUGUAAGAUCCAGACUUGAAGUCACUGAUGACCUUGAGAAAGUUUGCAAUGAGAUAGUCGACACCUGCUUGUACAAGGGAAGUCGAGACAACAUGAGUGUGAUUUUGAUCUGUUUUCCAAAUGCACCAAAGGUAUUGCCAGAGGCGGUGAAGAGAGAGGCAGAGUUGGACAAGUACCUGGAAAGCAGAGUAGAAGAGAUCAUAAAGAAGCAGGGUGAAGGAGUGCCAGACUUAGUCCACGUGAUGCGUACGUUAGCAACUGAGAGCAUCCCAAACCUCCCGCCAGGGGGUGAAUUGGCAAGCAAACGGAGUGUGAUUGAAGCUGUUUAUAACAGACUGAACCCCUAUAGAAAUGAUGAUGCUGACUCUGCAUCAACUGAUGAUAUGUGGUAAAACUGCCCAUCUAGCUGUGGAGUUUACAUUCAUCCUCCAGUUGAAAGUGCGGCCCAACCUCAGUGACCCUUCUUAACGUCCAUCCUCAACCUUAUUUAAAGAAGGGAUUAUGAUGUGUUGGUGAGAGUGACUACACCAGAAAACUACAGCAGUACGACAUCUAGCCCAGGAACUGAUGUUUUUUUUGUAAAACAGACUUCUGUAAACGUGAUUUCAAACCAUAAUUCAUGUUGUAAAUCAGACUCCAGCAAUUUAUGUUGUAUGAUUUUGUUUUUGUAAAGUGCAAUUGUCCUUGUACAAAAUGCUCAUAUUUAAUUAUGAACUGCUUUAAAUCACUAUAAAGGUUAGAAGAAAUGUUUGGCUUGUUGUGUGAUGCAACAAAUAUAUAGCCCUUUAAAUUUAUGUUGUGGUUUUGGAUUGCAAGGAGCAGCAGCCUAGCCAGCUAGAUGCUCAAGAGGUGCACAAAACUGUAAGAUUAUUUUUUAUUUUAUAUAAAGCAGAACAUUCGGGCAAUUUAUCCCAACUGUAGUAUAUGAAUUUGCUUGGCAGUGGGAAAAAUAACUAAUAUACUGCUCGUUCUCCAACAAACCUAUCUUUUUAUGUUUUCUGUUGCUAUUUACUAUGGUCCCAGUCCUGCUGCCACUUGAAAUCAACAAGAGUUUCGGCUGUGACUUCAAUGGAAGCAGGAUCAUGCUGUAUAAUACAGUGCAAUCAUAAGUAUACCAAUUCUGAGGUUAGAAUGCCUUGAUUCUUUGCACCUCUUUUUUACAAACCCUUACCCGAAAUUACUAAUCAGUUGAGCAAGAGGGAGCAACUUUCUACAUACAGUAGGAGUCUGCAGCAUUUUUACUAUCCUGAUUGGCUGAGUCUGCUGCUGUUCCAAGUAAAAUAUUCUGAAUUCCAUUUUAUCAAUAAAGCUUGAUUUAAAAAACAAGAAAUUUAAUCAUAUAUGUGUAAUUCCUCUUUUUUUCUGCCUUUUGAAAUUCUGUGCCAUUGUAAAUGAGAUUUCACAUGUGGAAAAAAUAUUUUUAAAUAAUUGGUAGCCCAUUUUUAAAAUGGGGAGAACUUUGACUGUUGCCCAAGGCAUAGAAAGACACUGGAGGAUGUAGUGGGUUUAAUCUGUUACUCUAUUUUACAUGGAUUUAUUUCAGGCUUUUUAUUUUUCACUGAGAUGAGCAUCAGUUUGAAUUUGCCUACUGUUUAAUGAAAAUACAUUUGUCAAAGCCUGACAAUCUUAACAUUUUAUGGUAUGUGUGUUUUUAAUUGACCCACUUAUUUAGAAUGAGAAACUAGUGGUUAAACAGUAUUUGUGAUUUGAAAUAUAGCAUGUUGACAAUAUGUAACUGUUGGUCAUUAAAAUUAAAUUCUAAUUUAAAAAUUAAGGGUAAUAAACAUAAACUAAAUUGACUUAAGCUUAACUUUCUCCCAUUGAACAUACAAAAAGUAAGUUUUCAAAUCAGUCGUGUUUGCAAAACUACUGUUUUGUGCACCUUGUAUUCUUGUCUUCUUAGGUUGAGGAUAUUGUGUUUGUUGUUAAUAUAGUAGUUUACUUUAAUCAUUCAGUAGGCAGAGUCCCCAAAAGGAAAAUCAGUAAAAUAUAAGUAGCUUGUAACACUUACCACAACUAAACAAAAAAUCAAAACUUGGUGUAAAAUUACUUUUUGAUAGGAAAAUGUAGUACAAUGCGUUUUGCUAUAUUUGUCUUUUCCCUAACUUUGAAAUAUACAUAUUUGUAUAUAUAGCCUUAAAACUAAUGCAGAGUUAGGGAACUUUGAACAGUGAAAAAGUAACUUAUAGUGUCUCAGAAUUAAGUAUAGUAUAUACCAGCAAAAUCUUUCUUUUAUCCCUCUUGUUUAUGUGGGGUGCUUAAACGUAACUUCAUUGUAUUCAGUUUGUAAUCUGUUCAAGCAUGAAUGAAGAAACCAUAAGCACUAUUUGUAUUUAUAAAUUUAUAGCAAUUUUUGGUUAAAGAACCAAUUCCUUACCGACCUACAAAUAAAUGCUUAAAAUGUCUAAUUUUGUUGUAGAGUGCAAAACUAUAAUAAUGUCAUAAGUUAUAGCUUCGCAAGCACCUAAUUAACAAAUGUAUUUAAUACUACACGGUAUACUAGUACAGAAAGCUAAACUUAUUUUUAGGAUUAGGCAGAUAAAGUUCUGUUCUUUACUUUUCUACAUAGACUAAAGUUUAGUUCUGGAAACUGCAAAACCUUGAACUGGACUGUGGAAACUUUGAGACCUAAAAUCUUAAAAAAUCACAAGCAAAAUUGUGGUGGAAAGCCAUACUUCAAAUAUAAUCACUUAAAAUGUGUCAUAAUGACAUACUGUGUACUAAAAGCAUUUUCAUCUGAGAGGCCCUUCCUAAAAAUAUAAACAUAAUUCUUCUGCUAUUGCUACCAGUGCUUGUAACUAGGUUUGGAGGUAAAGGAGGAAUGUCUAUUGCAAUCCUUCCUUUUUCUGCCUUACGUUCAGCACUUUUGUGUGGUCAGAGCACUGAGGCUAUUAUGUGUGCAUAAACACUGCCAUUCUAGGUACAGAUUUUGAUUACAAAAAUACAUGUAUUAAGUACAUAAAAACAUUCUUGCAAAGGACUAGCUGGUCUUUUCAUGAAUCUG